AUGAGUCCAAUUUUAAUUAUAUUCUCAAUGAAGAAUUUGAUGAAUUGUGCCUGGGUUCUACCAUAAAUCAUAACUCUAGUCUCAUGUUCUGGGCUUGCUUUUCAUGGCAUGGACUAGAACCGAUAGUCCCCAUUCAUGGCAAUGUAAAUAGUGAACAAGACAGUGCUACCUCUCAUAAAUAUUGGAAAGUUAAAGAAGUUCUUGAACAAGCUGGUAUUUCCGUCCUAACUUGGCUUGCCCAAAGUCCAGAUAUGAGUCCAAUAGAACUUAUGUGGCAAGAAGUUGAAAGACGGUUGCAUAAUUCUUUGGAUAAACCUACAAAUAUUGAUGAUUUCGAAAAAAAGGUCAUAGCAGCAUGGUAUUCAAUUCCAUCUCAAUAUUAUCAUGGGAUG
Messenger RNA from Cetraspora pellucida, 392 nucleotides. The record is from the annotation of a GenBank genome assembly. NCBI's taxonomy places the organism in Eukaryota, Fungi, Glomeromycota, Glomeromycetes, Diversisporales, Gigasporaceae.